Molecule: messenger RNA, 8455 nt
Organism: Clarias gariepinus (North African catfish)
Lineage: Eukaryota; Metazoa; Chordata; Actinopteri; Siluriformes; Clariidae
Gene: rusc2
Product: RUN and SH3 domain containing 2
Exons: 13
Coding region: 436-5064 (1542 amino acids)
Cellular component (GO): cytoplasmic vesicle
Molecular function (GO): protein binding
Source: RefSeq, a predicted model, not a curated record
UUCUCUCACACACACACACACACACACACGCGCGCGCGCAGCUCUAUAGGGGUGCACGAGGCUGUAAGGCGCUGUAAUGUCCCGGCGGAUGGGGGGUGGGGGGGUGAUGACGCAGCGCGGGGAGCGCGAGGCCCGGACACACAGCUGAACACUGCGGCGGAACAACAACACACACACACACACACACACAGACCGGCACCAGGAGCAGGGGAUUCGAGCUGACAGCAGUGUGUGAUGACCACUGCUGGAGAGGGGAAACGGAUCACAUCCUGUCCAUCAGCAUCAAUGUUCUCUUUCUGUCAAGAUGACCUCUACAGCUUCUUCUAUCACACUCCUCACUCCCAACGACCCCGAGUCGGGAUUGGACGUGUAAAUUAAACUCCUUUAACUUCUUAAAGUCUCGGCAUCCGUAUCCCCUCAACCCACUUUCUGAAGAUGAUGGACAGUCCUCCGAAGCUGGCUGGGGAGACACUGAUUGUUCAUCACAUACCUCUUGUGCACUGCCAGGUUUCCGGGUCGCACCAGCGCUGUGGGAGCCCACUGAGGAAAAGCAACAACCCAUUCAGCUGCCCAGAAAACCUUGGCCUGAUCCGCACCACCUCGCUCCCAGAGAGAGACGUCCUCCAGCGUGAGGCGCUAGUGUACAGCAGUCUUAUUCAGACCUCUAGUUCCAGUGAUGCUUUCGAAGAUGAAGUAAUGGGAGGAGGAGACAAAAAAGGAGUGAGAGGCGGAAGCAUGGCGAGUGACACCUCGUCUUUUACGUCUAGUAAUUCUGAAGAUGCACUUCCUAAAAUUUUGUCCAAGGAGGUGCACAACAGGCCAAGCUCGCUCAGACACAAUCCCUUCCUACUGAAUGCAGGGGAGGACGAUUAUGAAGAUGAUGAAGAUGACGAUGAUGAAAACAACCUGAAUGGAUACUUGGAGGAUUCUUCUUUUCACUUGCAUGGGAACUCUAAUUCAGUCAUGGGUGACAGAGUGAAUUUGGCACCAUUCCACUUACAUGAACUCGGCUACUCUGGACCAUUCCACCUGCAUGAAUCUUUAGAGAAGCCCUGGAGUUCUGACCACAAGGUGGCCUCUGGAAGACAUUUUUCUGCUCGUCUCGAGAGUCUUGAUCUUCUGGGGCUGGACCUUCAGCAUCGUCAUGGCAGCAGUGGGUCCACCCUGUCGAUGGACUGUGGAGAGCAAGAGUGGGAUGACGACGAUGAUGACCAGUCGAUGCAAGGUGGGCGGGGUAGUUCGGGAUGUUGUGGCUGUUCCAGGACAUGUCCUGAAUCGUUUCCAGACUUUGCACAUGGUUACUGCAGUGAUUCGUCCUGCAACAGCUCUGACGGCAUCCUGGUCAACUUCAGCACCAUCUACAACAAAACGAACAACAUCAUCCCUGACAAGCCGAUCAACCUCAACAACUCUGCCGACCAGUCCUGCACCUCCUCUGUAUCUGAGCCAGUCUGUAUGGGUGGGGCUGAAUAUGGAAGCGGGGGUGGAGCUUUUUACUUGGACUUGCACAGAUCCCCAACUGAAGUUCCCCAGGAAACACUUGACCUUCCGUCUUCCUCCUCCUGUCUAUGCUCUUCUCAGCCACAAGCUGGCACAGUAGAGCUUGACGCUAACUGCAAUUCCUAUCACAACCAUGAAGGUCUGUUACCUUCCGAGACCUCAGCCAAUGACCUCACUUCCUGUACGCAGAGUCAGGCACGUCUCGUUGUCGCAACCCAGAACUACUACAAACUGGUAACCUGUGAUGUUUCAUCACAUUCCUCCCCGAGUCCAGUAGGAUCUUCUGUCACAAGCUGCUCUGAUGAACACAGCAAAGGAAGUCCCACCCAGCCUACAGAGUACUUCCUCUUUAGACACACUAAGGAGCAAGAAGAGGAAGAAGAACAGGAAGAAAAUGCACCUAUCGACACAGAAGAGAGGGCAGAGACACCCGUGGGUAACAAUGACUCCACGCAUUCAAAUGUGAUUGAGGGACAAGUGUAUGUUAACAUCUCUCCACCUGUGUGCGGAGCUUCCGUCGGGGCCCGCCUUCGUUCCCGUAGCUAUGACCGAAACCUUGACAAGACCCCACAGCCUCGUCUGGGCUCUCUGGAGCGCAUGCUGAGUUGUCCUGUGCGCCUUAGCGAGAGUUCGUCCCCUGGCCCACCUGCUCCACCACGUGUCACUUCGUUCGCUGAAAUCGCAAGGAAUAAAAGGAAGAACGGUGGUUCACCUUCUCAGAAGAGUAGUGCUGAGGCUUCUUCUGUUCACUCACACUCUUCUGGAGAGUUCUCCCCAAUUCUCGAAGAUCUGUCCACGCUGAUGAGCUCAGCCCACUGGAGUACACCACUUCGAACCUCACCAGGGGGAGCAGGGAGAGAGAUACGGACCAAAGCAGAAGGUGGCCUGUCCAGCUCUGCGGACUCGUCCCCGGCGGUAGUGCGCUACAGUAAAGACCAGCGUCCCACCACUCUCCCCAUCCAGCCCUUCACCCUGCAGCAGCAGUUUGGGAAACCGCAGCCCAAGCCCGUCCUCCCCCUGCUGGACGAGUACAUCAAUCACAUGCAGGCUCGUGUUGGCUCCGCCCCGUCCGACCGGGACGAGGAGGACUCGGACGACGAUGGUCAGCGUCCCCGGCCGUCACCUCUGGGCAGUUAUUCGCCCCCUCGAUCCCUCUCCUGCCCCGCCCCAGUGUCUCGCACCCCACCAGGGAUCGCCCCGGCCGCCAAGAUGGCCCCGCUCCCGCAGACUCCUCCUCCUGCCACAAGGGGGCACUGUUUCCACCGAGCCAACCGGAGUACGCUACCCACGCUGCCCAGCUCCGGCCUCAGUCCUGUGACACAGCUGGAAGCGGGACGACAGGAAAAUGAAAUGAAAGUACUUCCUGUGUGUAUGACUCAGAGACCCCACAAUGCGCACCACCUCUCCCCUCAGACUCUAAAAUGGAGGGAAUACAGGCGUAAGAACCCUCUUGGAGUGGAGAAGAAGCUAGACGCCUGUUCUUCCUCUCCCUCCUCCUCCUCCUCUUCCUCCUGUCUGUCUGUCUCUGCCGCUCUGAACGCCAGGAGACGCACCGUGCGGCGCAACGUCUUCGAUUUUCCUCCGUCCAAUCAGGCGCUGAACUUCAGCAGACUUAACGGUCAGUCCCUGAGGUGUCACAGUGAAAUGCUGUCAGAUUACUUCUCUCAGACGGAGCGCCCCCCAGAGGAGUUCUGCCUUUCACCUGACGCCACUACGGAAGAAUCCAUCUCUAUUGACCUGCAUCAGAAGAGAGGUCUGGUGAAGGCCAUAAACACGGCGGUGGAUCUGAUCGUGGCUCAUUUCGGCACCAGUCGGGAUGCAGGCGUGAAGGCAAAGCUAGGCAACAGCUCAGUGAGUCCCAACGUGGCUCACCUGAUCCUGAAGUACCUGUGUCCCGCCGUGUCUAAUGUCCUGCACGACGGCCUGCGAGCGUACACACUCGACAUCAUCAUCGGCCAGCGGCGCAAUCAGCCCUGGAGCGUAGUGGAGGCGUCGACUCAGCUGGGUCCCUCUACACGUGUAUUACACAACCUCUUCCUGAAAGUCAGUCAGUACUCAGAGCUGACCAAUCACAGCAUGAGACUCAACGCCUUCGUCUUAGGUCUCUUAAACUUGCAAUCCCUGGAAUUCUGGUUUAAUCACAUAUACACACAUGAAGACAUCAUAGCGGCCCACUACCACCCGUGGGGUUUCCUUCCGCUUUCUCAAGGGGCGUGUCAGCCCAUGUUUGAGGAGUUGCUGCUGCUGCUCCAGCCUCUGUCGCUCCUGCCCUUUGACCUCGACCUUCUGUUCGAACCUCGUCAGCUGCAGAAAGGUCAAGAGCACCUGAGGCGCAAAGAGCAGCUCUGCUCCACCCGCCAUGGCCUCGACCAAUCGGCUCGCUCCACCUUCCAGCUCAUGAGGGGCUCCGCGGAGACUAUAGGGCUGAAACAGGAGGCGGAGUCUAACCAAAUCGGGGUGGAGCUUCAUAGGGGGAGGUUUGCCUUAAGGCGCGAGGGAACCUGGCCUCGGAUGGAUGGGGCGGAGUCUAAAAAACAAGUGCGGAGGGAGCGGAGGAGUGACAGGGCAGGCAGCGAAUCGGAGAGCGAAGGGAUGGUCUUGUACACGAGCAGGAUGAAUGGAGUGGGGGGCGAGGAUGAAGAGAGGGAGAGGAGGAGGGAGAGGGAAAGAGAGAAAGACGGAGAGAGAGACAGGUUACGGAACAAGCAGGCGGGCUGGUGGUUCCAGCUCAUGCAGAGCUCUCAGGUCUACAUCGAGAACUCUGCCGAAGGUUCCAAGUUCGUCAAGUGUGAGAAGCGCAAGAAAGGAUGUGGGGCUGAGGGGCGGAGACAAAACAACCCACCCCCGAGAGUGGGCGUGGUCGAAGGUGCAGAGGCUCAUCAGGUGAUCGAUGAAAAGCGUGAAGCCGCGGUGUCCAAUGACACGCGUCGUAACGGCAGCGUGGGAACCUUUCCCCAAUCAGAGACGUCCAAAGUGGUUAAAGGGAAGCCGUCCUGGAUGGGCAGUCCACCGGAGUCGGUGCUGAGUGAGCUAAAGAGGACGAACGAGACGCAGCCGGAGGGGGCGGAGGCCGAAACUCCCACGGCUCAGAACCUGCGCUGGGGCCGACUGUUUGGGGCCGGGAACGUCAACAAAACUGAGAAAACAGAAGCCAAAUCGUCUAAGACCCCGAAAAACAGGUUGCCUUCAGGCUGGCUGAGUCUGGAUCGCUCCGUGUUGGAUUUGGUGGUGCAGUCUGUUGGGAAAAGGGCGGAGCCUCAGGCUUUAAACACACACAGUGCUGAGAUACAACACGUCCAAGCACAGCAGGACCAAACGCAGGGGCCCAACACACAGGGGCCCAACACACAGACAUCAGCAGCACGUGAGGUGAGGGCAUUGUGCCACCACAUCGCCACAGAAGAAGGUCACCUGAGCUUCCAUAAGGGUGACGUGCUGCGGGUCCUACACCGAGCGGACUCUGAUUGGCUGCAGUGCGAGCUGGGCGACGCCCGCGGGCUGGUGCCGAUCAUCUACGUUACGUUAAACGAUGAGGAGAGUGAAGAUCCUCGAGGGCUGCAGUGAACACACACACACACACACACACACAGACAGAUAGACACGCACACACACACAGAAUUUGGGAUGUAAAUCUUAGUUCAGUUUAUGAUUCUGUGCUGGAGGAGGAGCUGUGUUAAAGGGACACGUUACACAAACAUCUGAAUCUUACACACACACACACACACACACACACACACUUGGGUAUUGUAAUAUUUAUUGCCUGCUGUAAAAGAACAUUUGAUCGCAUUUGCCAUGCAAGACGAACACAAACAGAAAAAAAAGCCAAAUCAAAGGUGUGUGUCAUUAAAGCCACAGAAACAGUACACGAUCACGCUAGGCGCUAAUACUUCUCUCCAUCGUUAGCCGUGUUAGCAUUGCCAAGUUUCCCGCUGACUUGUUGCUAAAACUAUGUAGCUCUCUCCUCUCUCUCUCUCUCCCACCCCCUCCCCCCACCCCCCCUCUGAUCUCUGUUAUGGACUUUUUUUAAUGCACAUUCAAGACGUGAUUAGAGUUUAGACACUUUAGCGACUCAACGAACAAAGAGACACACAGCAUUGACAUGGCAGGCUAAUCUCAUGAAGAUAUUAGCAGCGUCGGUGUGGCUCUACACCUGUAGGACUGUAGGUUUUUAUAUAAACAUGUACAAAUUUAUGUAAACAUAUAGUCCGACAUUGUCUACGUGAACCGUACAGAAGCAGCGCGGCAAUCACAGUGCGGUUAUAACUAGAGUCAGAGCGAUGUGACCAUUCACACACUUACUGAUUUUAAUAUCAGCCGAUUCUAAAGUUUUUACGGGGUAUUAAUGAUAAACUUCUUUUUAAACCUAGACAAUAAGGAUUGGCGUCACCAGGGGCCGCCCCAUACGAUGUUAUUACAACACGUGGGUGUCGAAACAUUUUGUAUUGUGAUUCUGUCUGUAUCACGGUUUUAUAAAAAUCCAGAUUCGAUAUAAAAAAUUGUUACAAAUUUUAAUCAAAUUUAGCAAAAAAUAUAAAUAAAUAAAUCAUUUCUUUCACACAGGAUGAAUGGAGCACCACCUGUAGGAUUAUAGAGGAAUUGCAAUCGACUUUCCCUUAACGAAGCCAUGUCAAUUUUAAAAUCUACCAAAGUGUAUAAAAAGUGCUCUAAAAAUGAGCUCUGUAACUGGUCCAUAGUCUGCUUAGAUACCUCCAGCUUAAUAACGUGAUUGGACAGAAUCCUCUAGAAGCUAGCGGGAGCUAUGGACAUUAGUUGAUCAGCUAUGUGUAAGUCCUCAGUUUAGCCUGCUGGAACCCCCCGGUCCAGUAAUUAACGAGCCCUGUUACAGAACAGUUUGACAGACCCGGCUUUAUUCCUGCAUCCCUUAACAUCGAGAUAUUGCUCUGGCGCUAGUUAUAACAAAUGUAAAUAUAAAGACUAGCACGCGGUCGUGUGCGCUGUUAGACGCGUGAUGACGAGAGGAUGGUGGCCCUGGGUGUCGUGUCAUGACAUCAUCCUUAAAAGACGAGUGUUGUUUUGAAUUAUCAGGAUCCUGGAGGUGACGUUCAGCUCCGGCGGUGAUGUCUCUGGGCGUUGCGGCAGCUUCUUGACUACGUUAUUUAAUUUAAUGCUUCACUUUUUACAGCGCUAGCAGCUAACUACCAAACUACUCAGUUAUUUCUGUUUACUUCAGCGACGGCCUCUCAUAGGAACGCUAGCUUUAGCUGAAAAGCUUCACACAUUUAUUCGUUUAUUUCUUAACACUGCUAACCUGUUUUAGUUUAACACGGUGUAGCUAAACAUACGUGAGGUUUUUCGCCAGUGAGACAUCAGGGCAGAUUAUUAUUAUUAUUAUUAUUAUUAUAACAUUUCAAGUUAGCAGCUUCACCGCCUGCAUCACUGAAUGCACAUGAAGAGGAACACACAGACAAGUCACAUCACAUCAACGUCCUGCUGCUCUGACCAAUCAGGAGGCUUCACAGGAGGACUGUGGGUGGAGCCAGGGAUUUGCUUGCAUGUCAGACUAUUGAUUGGAGUUUAAACCCGGACUGGAACACGUCUUCAUUCGCCAAACCCCACGUCCUCCUGCUGGAGGAGGGCAAGGACGACCCUGGCACUAGCUUUAGCCUUGUUGUUAACAUUAGCUGCUUAACCAGAACUAUGGGAUUGUUGAGUUCGAGUGCUUAUUUAUAAGGUAUUUUAGCUAGGCAUGUGCCGAUAUAUCGAGAGAUUUAUUCCGUCCAGAUUUCAGUUUUGAAGACAAUCCUGUAAUUUUACAGAUUAUACCAGAGUGAAUUUGUAACUACGAUUGUUUAUGAACGUGAUCCUUAAACACUUUAUAGGAAGUGAAAUAUCGGCACAUGUCUAACCUUCCCCAGGGAUCUCCAGCAUCCUGGGUCUCGUUGGAGGAACGGCUCACAUGUCUUACUGAGUUUAUCGUGCUGAAGGCAUCAUGGGAACGUAUUUAUUAUCAACAUGUUGUACUCAUUGUUCUGUUGAAAUGUCGUCUAUGACUGAUAAGAUGGGAAUCUCUGUAUGAACUGACACGUUAAACACGUCUCAGUCACAGCAUACAGGGAGCGUUUAUAAAUCAGAAAGAGUUUGGGUGAAAGGCUCAUGGUGUGGGGCGUGUGCCAGUAAUCUGACCUACAGCUGGGCGAUGUGAUGCACAACAUCAAUCAGGAUAAAACUAACAGUGUUUUUAAACUGUCAAGAUUCAGCGAAAAAACUAAUCAUCAUCAUCAUCAUCAUCGUCAUCAUUUGGCCCAGUCCUGAUUUCAGGUGAACAAAAUGUGAAUAUCUGCACAUGCCUCGUGCUUAUAAACCCCCAGGUCUUAUAGCCUUGUAGCCUCUUCUUUUUUCUUUUUGUUCAAAUGAUUGUUUUUGUUUUUUUCAAAAGGGAUUUCUUGCUGUGGCUUUGGGAAACGUGUCCUUUCUCUCCAAGCCUGUCUUUUAGUUUGGCGUUCAAUUGCACAGUAAUUUAUUCACGUGGUCACUUGGCUGGAAGUGAACCUGUCUCAAUAAGACAAUAACGCUAUUCCUGAAAAUGAUAUUGAUUUGUUUUUUACAGAUUACGACAUCACCUUUGGUUGACCAUGUCACAUUAUAUUGUACAUUCUUUAUUUUUGUCUUUCAUUUUAUCACGUUAUAUUAUUUUCUAAUACAGAAAAUGCAUUUUAUUCAUGAAUUUAUUCAGUCACGCUUGUAAAUAUGUGACGUUCUCGAAAGACUAUGCUAAUGUUAUUGGAAAUGGUUAUACACAGACGUUACUUGAUGUAAUUAACACGUAAUAACACGUCUAUUCCGAUAGGCUGCACAGGACAGCACUGUUAUACAGGACGUUAUUAGAGGAACGAUGUUCUAGAGUUUAGUUUUGGCUCCGCGUUCUGUUUGUCACUCUUUUCUCUGUCACCUUAACACACUCACAUAGAAAGAGAGAGAAAGAGAGAGAGAGAGA